GUACAAGUGAACUGAGCUGCACUUGUCUAGAGCUCUCACUCCGCCUCGGUUGUGUUUGCAGCACGGAUACUUUCACAAUUUCACUGCAAUUUUGUAUUUUUGCCUUUAAUUCUCGCGACCGUUUUGAUUUUCAUUGAUUUGAGAUCAUCUGCCCGUCAGAAAUGGUUGCCCAGGAAGUGAUGAUUUUGCACCAUAAAGAACAAGGUUCCUGCUGCCCAAAUCCAUCCUCUCCACAGUGGGAUCCAACACAGGACCUCCACUGCAUAACUACCACCUUCCAGCAUCUGCAGACCUCAGGUUGGUACUGGGGUACCAUCUCAGCGAGUGAAGCUCGGGAAGCUCUCUUGAUGAAGCCUGAGGGCACAUUUCUUUUGCGGGACAGCAGUCACCCUCAGUACAUGCUGGCUCUGUCAGUCAAGACUCGCUGUGGACCUACUAGUGUGCGUAUAGAAUACAAGAGGGGCUGUUUCUGGCUGGACUCCAUUUCCCCUAACCUGCCCCACCUACAGGCCUUCCCAGAUGUUCUAAGCCUUGUCCAACACUAUGCUGUCUCAGACCAGACCCCACAGGACUUGGCAUCAAUUCAGCUCCCAAAAAAGCCUGAUCCUGCACAGCAUGCAGCUAAAGAAACUGGAGUCCCUCUGAAGCUAGUACGUCCCUUGCACAGACCGGAGGGUUUGCCUUCUUUGCAGCACCUGGCACGCCUCACUAUCAACAAAUACACAAACUGCCCUGACCAGCUACCCCUCCCAAACUCUUUGCUGCGCUUUCUGCAGAACUACCCUUUCUAUAUAUGAGGUGUCUGUCUGUGUCUGUCAGACAAAGGGGGACAAGGAUACAGAAACAUGGUCAGGAUUACUCAUGAUGACCACAUGCUGUGAAUCUGGGCCAAUGUGAGCUGCAGUGCAGCAGACACUCAUCCAGGGGGGAGAAGACUGUAAUGGCUUAAGUACAAUAAACGUCAGCGUGAGGUUGGCACUGAUUGUGAAUGCGCUCCAUGUUGAGCUCCAGCAUGAACGAACGUUGCUUCAUUUUUUUGUGAAGCAACCUUUUAUUAAUUUUAAGUUAAAUUUCUUUUUUAUGCCUGCUUCAGAUAUUGUAAAAUGUGAAACGCCAAUAUAUAAUAUCUUAUUUAUAAACAAUAAAUCAGGGAAAAUAAAGAAAAUGUCUGCUUUGUCAUUUCAGCUGAGACAACAGAGGAAACUGAAUUUUUGGAGGCGUAGGAUCUUUGUUUUUCUAAAGUUCAUUAGAAAAGUUACCUUUGCAAAAUGUGCUGAAAGGCUUUUAUUCACUUUGGAUGAAUGGCAAGUCCAUUUAUAUCAUGCUUUUCUAGCCUUGCUGGCCACUCAAAGCAUUUUUACACAACAAGCCACAUUGAUCCGUCCACACACAGCUCUCACUUGGUCUAUUGCAGCCCCAUAUAUGAAACAUCUAGAUGUAACUGGACUUCAGGGUUCCUGAAUACCUCAUAAAGCACCUCAAGAUAAUGUUAUGAGUGUUGGGCAUUGCAACUUUCUUGCUACUGCAUGGCAUGGGACACUUAUGAGGUUCAAAAAUCAACACAUUCAGCUUUGGAUCAAUCGAGUAACCAGUCUGUCUGCAUGUUUGGGGUGUUAUUGAAAAUAUUUAAAUCCAAUUACAGUAUAACUGAGAAUACAAAUAGUUGGUAUACAUUGAUAAAUAUAAAAAGUUAGACUGAGGUCAGGCUAAUGUGAAAACCAGAGGGGUCUCAGUGGUUUAUUUGUUGGGUUAUUCACUGACAAUAAAACAAAAAGUAUCUAUAUUUUUAAUGAGUAGAAUCCUAAUCUUAAAUCGGACUCCUUUCUUUAAGAAGGAAAACAAAACUUCUUUUAGUUAUCAUCUCAUAUCCAGCAUACAGGGCUCUUCGUCAAAAAGCUACAGCCGAAAAAGGCCCACUGGUUUAAUUCUUAGAAGAGGACCACUCUUGUGUUUGGAUUUCAGAGAAAUUGAACUAUUUUUUCCCUUUUUAAUCACUUGUCACUUACAGAUAAAUGUUAGGCAUUAAUGUUUUCAUGGAAAUGUCUCUGAGUUGGUUUCCACGAGUUGGAACUGAGCAGCACUGAGAAAGCCUCUUAUCAGGAUUAGAGUAAGAGCUGCAGUUAUUAAUACACUGCUGCACCAACUGAGAACUGCACAUCUCUCUCUCUCUCUUUAUCCCUCCCUGCUUUAAUGUACCGGCCUCAAAAUUAUUUCUAAGACUAUAGUUUAAAGAUCAUCAUUAUUAUGUUCUUUCUUGCAGAUUAAUUGUACUGUUAUUCAAAGCUGUAAAUUGCAUUAUUAUAUUUGGAUUAGAUUUUGUUCCGCAUCAGUAAAAAUAUCUCCACAAUGAUGUGAGAGACUGAUGUCAUCAUACAGAAAUGGAUUUCUUCAAUUAUUCCUACUAAUGGUGGUUUCACGAGCUACUCAAUCCUAUGUAUCACUCAGUUUUUCAUAAAUUGCUUUUUGGCUUAGUUUUUGUCAAA
This is a messenger RNA of Cololabis saira (Pacific saury), 2483 nucleotides long. RefSeq names its product cytokine-inducible SH2-containing protein-like. Bases 162 to 797 code for a protein of 211 amino acids. Gene Ontology annotation, cellular component: phosphatidylinositol 3-kinase complex. The record is from RefSeq and is a predicted model, not a curated record. The transcript has 3 exons. NCBI's taxonomy places the organism in Eukaryota, Metazoa, Chordata, Actinopteri, Beloniformes, Belonidae. Gene Ontology annotation, biological process: intracellular signal transduction; phosphatidylinositol phosphate biosynthetic process. Gene Ontology annotation, molecular function: 1-phosphatidylinositol-3-kinase regulator activity.